GCAGGAGCUCCCACCCUAGGCGGCUCCCGCUUCGCUUCCGCCGUCGCCGUCUCGCCGUCUCGGGCCGGACAGGCCGGCUCCAGGUACUGCAGCCGCGCGAGGGACGCGAGCAGCCAUGGCCGAAGCGGCGCCCGCCCUGGCCCCCAUGACAGGCAAGCACACAGAGGACCAGAGGCCUUCGAUACCUCCCUUGCCCCAGCCAGCUGCUGAGAAGAACUCGUACCUCUACUCCACGGAGAUCACACUGUGGACAGUGGUGGCUGCCAUUCAGGCCUUGGAGAAGAAGGUGGAUUCCUGCCUGGCCCGCUUGCUGACUCUGGAGGGGCGCGCGGGGACAGCCGAGAAGAAGCUGGCCGACUGUGAGAAGACAGCCAUGGAGUUCAGGAACCAGCUGGAGGGCAAGUGGGCCGUGCUGGGAACCCUCCUGCAGGAGUACGGGCUGCUGCAGAGGCGGCUGGAGAACAUGGAGAACCUGCUGCGCAACAGGAACUUCUGGAUCCUACGGCUGCCCCCGGGCAGCAAGGGGGAGGCCCCCAAGGUGCCUGUGACCUUUGAUGAUGUGGCCGUGUAUUUCUCUGAGCUGGAGUGGGGCAAGCUGGAGGACUGGCAGAAGGAGCUCUACAAGCAUGUGAUGAGGGGCAACUACGAGACGCUGGUCUCCCUGGAUUAUGCCAUCUCCAAACCGGACAUCCUCACCCGGAUAGAGAGGGGAGAGGAGCCUUGUCUUGACCAGUGGGGCCAGGAGAAGGGGAGUGAAGUAGAGGUGGCACAUUCAAGGAUGUCGGGCACUGGCCUCCCUCCAUAUCCGGAGUACCUCACCAACCCACUCAGCCCUGCCCAGGAGGAGCUGAGAGAAGGGCAGGCCCCCAAGCAGCAGCAGGACUCUGAGGCCAGAAUGGCCCCAGCCAGGCUGGGAGCAGGUGGUGGUGUGGCCAUCAAGACAGAGGCACAGUCCGAAGACGAGAUGAGGCCUGAGCGGCUCUUUCUGGGGGUGUCACGGAGCCAGACUGAGUGUAGAAUCCCCCGAGGGCCCAGGAACAGGCGUGGGGGCCCCAGCCGUCAUCAGGCCCAGGGCGUACCUACGCGGGCGGGUGAGCCACGGCCACUGGGGCCCCAUGGGGAGACGUCCCGAGUCCUCCCCCGCCGGCGGGAGCGGGCGUUCCCCUGCCCCGACUGUGGGCAGAGCUUCCGCCUGAAGAUCAACCUGACAAUUCAUCAGCGGACCCACGUGGAGGAGGGGCGGCGGGAGGCCUCCGGCCGCUCGCCCACUGACUGCGGGGAAAGCCAGGCCACCCUGGAGCCGGGGGAGGUGGUGGUGCCCGGCCCUGUCAUUCGCUGGCUCCCAGAGGACCCCAAGAGCUGCCGCUCUGUGGCUGCGGGCCGCGCAUUGGCGGUGCGGCGGCCUGUGGCCAGCAAGAUGUACCACUGUAGCGAGUGCCUACGCUUCUUCCAGCAGCGCAAGAGCCUGCUGCUGCACCAGCGCUUGCACACCGGCAGCAGCCAGGGCUGGCCUGCCUGCCCCUACUGCGGCAAGACCUUCCGCCGGCCCUCGGACCUCUUCCGCCACCAGCGUAUCCACACUGGCGAGCGGCCCUACCAGUGCCCCCAGUGUGGCCGGACCUUCAACCGGAACCACCACCUAGCUGUGCACAUGCAGACCCACGCCCGAGGCCAGGCGGGCCCACACUUGCCUGCCCCUGCCCAGGCCUAGCCGCACGGAGGAGGGCUGACCAGACAGGAACCCACAGGGGACUCCUGGCAGGGCCUGCCCACCGUGCCCAACGCAGGUUCCUCCUCUUCCUGGGAUGGUUUGGAGAGAGGCUUGUUGUUUUUACCCAUUCAAAUGGGAAGCAGCCACCCUUUCGGUGACAGUGUGUGUGAUCAGGUGCCUUGUUUCCUCUCUCGUGUUUACACUCUUUGCUGCCUUUUCUGCAUUCCUGACUUGUAAAAGAGUCCUUAAGGCUUAAGGGAGGCCUUAUUUUUUAUGGGGCCUCUGGUAGGUACCACAGCCAAGAGGACAGAGAUCAUGGCCCUUCCAGUAUGGGGGCUAUAGAGACGUUGGGGACCAGGGAUUUUUGUUUUGUGCAGAGAUCCCUUGCCUGCUGUCACCAUGAGAAACAGUAGAGUGGAUGGAUGGCCUGAAGAAAGGAAAGUCUUCUACUUUGCUAUUUUGAAACUUUUUUUCCCUUGAUACAGAGACUUUCAAGUGCUUUUGUAAAUGUGUUUAGUUGCUAAUGGAACUUUGCCUUUUGUGAAGUUGGAAAGAGCGGGCUUUUCCAUGUGGGCUCACAGGGCUGGAAGAGGAGCUGCUUCUACUGCCUGUGGUUCCUUUUUUUUUUCUGAAAUGUAGUUUCCCUUUGUUGCCCAGGCUGGAGUGCAAUGGUGCAAUCUCAGCUCACUGCAACCUCUGCCUCCUGGGUCCAAGUGAUUCUCCUGCCUCAGCCUCCUGAGUAGCUGGGAUUACAGGCAUGAGCCGCCAUGCCCGGCUAAUUUUUAUAUUUUUGAUAGAGAUGGGGUUUCAUCAUGUUGUCCAGGCUGGUCUUGAACGCCGGACCUCAGGUGAUCCACCUGCCUUGGCCUUCUGAAGGGCUGGGAUUACAGGGGUGAACCACUGCACGCAGCGCAGCCUGUGGGUUUUGAUGGGGAUGUCUUGGCCGCCGUCUUGGAAGCAGAGUAUCUCCCCAGGUGUGUGUUUCUCUACCCAGAGUGACUCCCAGUAUUCCUAGUCCUUACCCCAUGGGAUAGUCACAUCCGUGAUUUACUUUUGUUGUAAGCUGGGAGGGGAAACUGAAGCCUGGAGUGGGCGACACUUGCCCCCCCGCCCAAGGGCUCAGUGUUCACUGGUGUGUAAGAUGUAUUGACUGGACUCCAGAAGGUACCCUGAGGGGCAGUGCAGGGAGAGCCCAGGAAGCUCCUCCCCUAGAGGAGGCCCCUGGUCUGGCUGAGGCCCACCUUUACCCUGGAUCUCCAGGCCUGCUUUUCACAUUAAAGGAGGGGCUGUCUCCUCUCGAAGGAGUUCUCCUUUGAGCACUUUGGGCUCUGGAGCAGAGUCGGGCUCGGAGAUCUGGGUGAACCCUUCAGUCACCGCUAGUUUCAUGAUCGUCUUCUGUCAAAGGGGGUCAUGGCCCCAGUGUCAUGCCUGAGUUGUCAGGGUCAAAUUAAGAGGCACUGGGACAAAUAGGAAACCUAGCUUUGUGCUUCCUUUCAAAUUCAGGACCUCCUUUCUACUCCAUUGCAGCCUUUCCCACCAGUCAGAAUCCCUCAGGAAGGACCUUUAUCUUCUGGAGUGAGUGGCAGUUCCACUGGGUUCAGUGAAAGACUCUCCCACAGGGCUCCGUUCCCUAGGAGUCCUUUGUAUUUCAGUGAACAAAUUCUUACCAAAGUAUGAGACUCGGGCUGUAGAAGUUCAGGCAAUAAUAUGAGGUCUUAUGGAGAUGUCUUGAGGUCAGCUAGCUUCUGGUGCCUCUCAUCACCACUGUGGGUGCUGCCUGUAGAGCAGCCUGGGUGUGGGUGACUCUGAAGCUGGAGUGAUGGGACCCCAGCCAUCCUUGUACUUUACAGUCUUGUCUGGCACUGAGAAGUGGCCAGCCUUUACGGCUGCUUCUGGGGGCCUCGGUCCCUGGUUGUACCACUUCCUUGCCUGCCCUUCUGACCCUCACUCUUCUCCCAAAGUCUUGAGCAGAGUUGGGGGCUGAUGGUAGCCCUGCUGUCAUCUCUGGGAAGAGGGUAAGUACACAAGUCAGUGAUAGUUCAGCCAGGCUUUCUUGGGUUUGGGAAGAGGCACUGCUCUUCUGUGCUUUGGAUCCUGCUUGUCUGCUCUGGAGUCCCCCAACCCUUGCUGGGAGCCUCACAAGUCAGAGGCGGGCUGUCAGCAAGAGCUCAGACAGGAUGUGGUGCGAGUGCAGCGGCAGGAGCUAGUCUCAGGUGUUCUGGGGAGAUCUCAGGCUAAGAAUUUUGCUGAGUUUCUAGCCUUGUUCUUUUUUUAAAAUUUGUAUACCCCAAAUUUUUGCUGAAUUGGGCUUGUUUUUCUAAUGCCAGGUGCCCCUCCUUAAAUAUCACAAGGUGCUGAUUCUCCUUUUUUCUUUUUUUCAUAUCAGUGUGCUCAACUUUGAGCUAGGCCUUAUGAGUUUGCCUAGCACUCAGAGGUGUUUCACUAACGUUCUUUACAUUGAAAUGAGUCAACCUAAGCUUUGUGGUGCAGGAGCUGAGGGUGCCCCCGACUCGGUGGGAGACUUGGUUGGGCCCCAAACUCCCCCUGCAGGGUCCUCAGCUUCCUCAUUGGUGAAAUAAGUGGGUAGGCAACGGCGUUAAACGCCCAAGAGAACUGUGAAGGUGGAAGUCCCUUGCCCUAACUGGUGAUCAGUAAACUUGUUGGCAUAAACGA
Molecule: messenger RNA, 4384 nt
Organism: Callithrix jacchus (white-tufted-ear marmoset)
Lineage: Eukaryota; Metazoa; Chordata; Mammalia; Primates; Cebidae
Gene: ZNF783
Product: zinc finger protein 783
Biological process (GO): regulation of transcription by RNA polymerase II
Cellular component (GO): nucleus
Molecular function (GO): DNA-binding transcription factor activity, RNA polymerase II-specific; RNA polymerase II transcription regulatory region sequence-specific DNA binding
Source: RefSeq, a predicted model, not a curated record